CUGACCGGAGUUGUGAUGGUCAGGCUGUUGCGCUAGUCUAGGGCGGAGAAGGCGGCAUGAAUGGCAGGGCUUUCUCUCCUCAGUGAAGUGAUGUGUUAAAUGUUCUUUCCUCUACCUUUCACGAACAUGCUUUAUUUUCAGCUGGUGAUCAUGGCGGGGACAGUCAUGCUAGCAUACUACUUCGAGUACACGGACACGUUCAACGUGCACAUCCAAGGGUUCUUCUGCUAUGACAAUGCCUACGUGAAGCCAUACCUCGGACCGGAGGAGUCCAGCGCGAUCCCACCGACUUUACUGUAUGCGCUCGUGGCAGGGGUCCCUACAUUUGUGAUGAUGAUCUCAGAGGCUGUCCUGUUUUUGAUACAGUACUCCUCUAAAGAGCUGGACGGCCAGGAGAAUACCAUCCAGACUGGAGACUGCUGCUAUCUCAACCCACUGGUGCAAAGGACCUUUCGCUUUCUGGGCGUCUACACGUUCGGCCUGUUCACCGUGGACAUCUUUGUGAACGCCGGACAGCUGGUGACGGGGAAUCUGGCCCCACACUUCCUGACGGUGUGUAAGCCCAACUACACAGCCCUGGGCUGCCAGCACGCCCUGAUCUACAUCAGUCACCAGGAGGCCUGCACAGGGAACCAGGAGGAUGUCCUGCGCGCACGCAAAACCUUCCCCUCCAAAGAGGCAGCGCUCAGUGUCUACGCAGCCUUCUAUCUUGCGAGUUACAUCACAUGUACAGUGGAAGUCAAAGGAACGCGGCUAGCCAAGCCUGUGCUGUCCCUGGGUCUGAUGUAUCUGGCUUUCCUCACGGGACUCAACAGAGUGGCUGAGUACCGGAACCACUGGUCUGACGUCAUCGCUGGAUUCAUCAUAGGAGUGGCCAUCGCCACUUUCCUGGUGGUGUGUGUGGUGCAUAACUUCAAAGGCAAGCUGUUGCUGAGUGGUGAAGACCCCCCACAGGAGAACAUGUCUAGAGUGGAGAGCCCACUGGAGAAGUACAUCACUUUGCAGACAUUGAGGAUUAGCCUCAUUGGUCGUUCAAAGAACGCAUUCGGGGGCAGUACACAAGGCAAUAAAUGUAUCCAGCCGUUUGUACGAGGGCUCCAAGCCUGCUUGCCAACUCUGGACUCCAAGCCUGCCUGCCAACUCUGGGGUCCAAGCCUGCCUGCCAACUCUGGGCUCCAAGCCUGCCUGCCAACUCUGGGCUCCAAGUCUGCCUGCCAACUCUGGGCUCCAAGUCUGCCUGCCAACUCUGGGCUCCAAGUCUGCCUGCCAACUCUGGGCUCCAAGUCUGCCUGCCAACUCUGGGCUCCAAGUCUGCCUGCCAACUCUGGGCUCCAUGUCUGCCUGCCAACUCUAGGCUCCAAGUCUGCCUGCCAACUCUGGGCUCCAAGUCUGCCUGCCAACUCUGGGCUCCAUGUCUGCCUGCCAACUCUAGGCUCCAAGUCUGCCUGCCAACUCUGGGCUCCAUGUCUGCCUGCCAACUCUAGGCUCCAAGUCUGCCUGCCAACUCUGGGCUCCAAGUCUGCCUGCCAACUCUGGGCUCCAAGUCUGCCUGCCAACUCUGGGCUCCAAGUCUGCCUGCCAACUCUGGGCUCCAAGUCUGCCUGCCAACUCUGGGCUCCAAGUCUGCCUGCCAACUCUGGGCUCCAAGUCUGCCUGCCAACUCUGGGCUCCAAGCAAGAACAAUGGAACCCUAUUCUCUUUGUAGCGCACUACUUUUGGCCAGGGCCAAUACGGCCAAUAGGGCCAAUAGGGUAG
Molecule: messenger RNA, 1755 nt
Organism: Oncorhynchus nerka (sockeye salmon)
Lineage: Eukaryota; Metazoa; Chordata; Actinopteri; Salmoniformes; Salmonidae
Product: phospholipid phosphatase-related protein type 5-like
Exons: 6
Coding region: 100-1755 (551 amino acids)
Biological process (GO): phospholipid metabolic process; phospholipid dephosphorylation; signal transduction
Cellular component (GO): plasma membrane
Molecular function (GO): phosphatidate phosphatase activity
Source: RefSeq, a predicted model, not a curated record